Messenger RNA from Ahaetulla prasina, 1767 nucleotides. Its product is annotated as potassium voltage-gated channel subfamily D member 1-like. Gene Ontology annotation, cellular component: membrane; voltage-gated potassium channel complex. The record is from RefSeq and is a predicted model, not a curated record. Gene Ontology annotation, biological process: potassium ion transmembrane transport. The transcript is spliced from 7 exons. Bases 841 to 1638 code for a protein of 265 amino acids. Gene Ontology annotation, molecular function: A-type (transient outward) potassium channel activity. NCBI's taxonomy places the organism in Eukaryota, Metazoa, Chordata, Lepidosauria, Squamata, Colubridae.
UUUCAUACCUGUGCACUAGAUAGAAAUUAAACAGGCCCAAUACAGCAAAAAAAACCUGUAUCUAUUCAUAUCUGACAGUCAUAUAGCUGUAAAAAUCAACAUAUAGUCUAGACACGCAGGAAAGAAAAAGACAGGAAGCUGCUUUAUCAUAAACCAGGGUUCACACAUAAUACUGAACCAUAAUGAGGAUGGUAUUUAUUUUUAACUUGGCUUAACACUGUAUGUGAACUAGACACUAGAAAAUGUUUGCUAAUGUGCUAUGCCAUCAGUGGGCCUCAGCCCCCGCCUCCAAAAUUGCACACUCUUUGACUUGUUAGAGCCACAGUUGUCUUUGACUCAUUAGUUUAGCCAAAUUAAGAUAAAUCAAAUUGUGGCUUGGGGCCAUGUGUGAUUGGAAUCUUUUUCUCUCUGGGAAGUGUAUUGGGAGAAGUUACUGAGAUAUUAUUUAUUUACUACAUUUUGAAACCAGCGAUCAGCAACAGCUGCUAGGCCAUAAACCACCAAUACAGAAAUUCUUGGCUAAAGAUAAUCGGUGCCAGACGAUGCAAAGUUUUCAUAAUUUUUUUAAGGCUUUCUGGAACGGGAAGAGGAAACUUGUAAAGACUGACUUCCCUUCCCGAUGCGUUCCCUAUCUCUGAGCUGAAAAAUAUCCUAGGAGAUAAACAAGAAAAUAAGAAGUCUUACCACCGAGAUACAACGAGCUGGAGGGGCGAAGGAUAUGAUGUAGCCUCGGGAUCCCCGCAGCCUGAGGGAGUUCUUGGCCCGCCACGUGGCCACGACCACGUCAGAAAGCGGCCUCGGACCUCAAUUCCCGCUCCCCGGAUCACCAGCUAUGGUGACAUGGUUCCAAGCACCAUUGCAGGGAAGAUCUUUGGAUCCAUCUGCUCUCUAAGUGGGGUGCUGGUCAUCGCCCUUCCUGUACCUGUCAUUGUUUCCAACUUCAGCCGUAUCUACCACCAAAAUCAGCGGGCAGAUAAGCGACGAGCUCAGCAGAAAGUUCGCCUGGCCCGAAUACGACUGGCCAAGAGUGGCACUACCAACGCUUACCUUCAGUACAAGCAGAAUGGAGGCCUUGAGGACAGAGAUCCUGAUGCACGUGCCUUGGCAGUGCGCAACCGAUCAGCUUUUGAACAACAGCACCACCAUCUCUUGCACUGCUUGGAGAAAACUACAAGUCAUGAGUUUACUGAUGAACAUACCUACAGUGACUUUUGUCUGACUGAGCCCCCGGGUUAUCGCACCAGCCGCAGCACCUCUCUCUCCUCUCAGCAAGGAAGCAAAGGGCUUCUAAGCACCUCCUGCUGCCCCCGCCGCAACAGGCGCCGCACCACCCGCCUCACCAACUCCACCAUGUCUGUGAGCCGUGCCAGUGCUCAAGAGCUGGAUAUGUUGAACAGCCAGAAAAGUGCUGCCCCCCAGAGUCGUUCCAAUCUCAAUGCCAAAACCCACGACAACUUGAAGCUGAACUGUGACACCACUGACUUCACAGCAGCCAUUAUCUGCAUCCCCACUCCUCCUGCCAACACCCCAGAUGACAGUCAGCCUCCAUCACCUAGAGGCCCUGGUGGACCCAUACGCAAUUCCAGCCUUUCCCCUCCGUACCUUCUUCACGAGACUGUCAAGAUCUCCUCCUUGUAAGAGGAGGCUGGGGUGGGGUCGGGUUGGUGGUCCUUUCUCUUUCUGGAGUCCCUGUUGGUCAACAGAGUCUUAUUUAGGAUCUGGGGAUGGGCUCUUCCACAUCAGUGUUCCACCCCAUCCUGUUGCUGC